GAUUUACGUAGUUACGUCACUAAUCCGGAAGCGGCCAAUGUCAGAGUUCUGUACGGGUCACGCUGCUUUUAUAGAGGAGUCUGAGCUGCAACAAGACUUACCAUGUUGCAGUGAGUGGAUUGGAGCUGAAACACAGGGAGGAUGACAUGAUAUGAUUGGCAGCUGACUCUGAGCUAUUCACCAUAAAACACAGGUCCAUCCAAUUUGAAAAAAAAAACAAGAUCAACAUAAAUACUUUUUUACUUCAGCUAUGGCGCUUGCUGCAGUUUCGUCAGCUUACCAAGUAUUCAGAGGAACAACUGGAAUUUUCACUAGUCAGUCUGCAUCAUUACUGUUGAGAGCCCCUGCUUUGUGUGCUUGUAUCCUGAAUAGACAGAAAAUGACUUCAAAAAGAAAAACUGAUCACUUGGAGAGGACAGCCAAUACCUACAGACAAGAAAUUAUUUCUCCUGCAAAAGUCUGUGGAAUCACCAAUGAGUCUGCAACCGUCAAGAGAGUACAACUUGCUGUAGCCAACCAUGAAUUUACUUUUAAAGCAGGACAAUGGGUAGACUUUUUUAUACCUGGUGUUCCUAAAGUCGGAGGGUUUUCUAUCUGUUCAAGUCCUGGACUUCUAGAAAGAGAAGGGGUAUUAGAACUUGCUGUAAAGUACAAUCUCCAUCCUCCUGCUCACUGGGUCCAUACACAGUGUUCUCUUGGCUCGGAAGUAGCUUUACGUGUUGGAGGGGAGUUCUUCUUUGAUCCCCAACCAUCUGACCUCCCAGUGGAUCUGGUCUUAAUAGCUGGUGGUGUAGGAAUCAAUCCUUUGUUUUCCAUUCUCUUGCAUGUUGCAGACCUUCACAAGGCUUGGGAAAGCACAGGGAGAGGCAUCCGAACUGGCAAUGUAAAAUUAUAUUAUUGUGCCAAAGACACUAGUGAGCUGCUGUUCAAGGACAAUAUUCUAAAUUUAGUAAACAGUUUUCCUGGAAAGCUUACGUGUAGUUUCCAUGUCACUCAACAGAGUUCACCAAUUUGUUUGGAACUCCAGCCAUUUAUCACUGAGGGAAGAAUCUCCGAACAUGAUCUAGCAAAAUCAGUGUCCAGUAAUCAUCUUUGUUACAUUUGUGGACCACCUCCAAUGAUAGAAUCCAUGUGCAAGCAACUUGAAGCACUCCAUGUACCAAGAGAGCAGAUCUACUUUGAAAAAUGGUGGUAGCGCUACUAUACAAUAUACCAGAAGGAACCAAAAACUGUUGCAAUCUCAAGAUUUUUUUGUUCUCCUGUGACCUAUAGAAGAAAAUAAAAACAGGACAGUGGAACAAAACAAUUUGUAACAUCCUCUGUAGUGUAAAGCAAAGCCUUUUGUUCCAGAGACUGAGGAAAUGAAAAUGUUAUGUCAUACAUUUUAGGAUCAAAUCAAGCUGUGCUUUUAUAUUUAAUACUUGAAAUAGCAAUAUUGUAAUAAUUUUAUUUAAAUACAAAAUGUUGACACUA
Molecule: messenger RNA, 1473 nt
Organism: Bombina bombina (fire-bellied toad)
Lineage: Eukaryota; Metazoa; Chordata; Amphibia; Anura; Bombinatoridae
Gene: OXNAD1
Product: oxidoreductase NAD binding domain containing 1
Exons: 9
Coding region: 251-1195 (314 amino acids)
Cellular component (GO): mitochondrion
Molecular function (GO): oxidoreductase activity
Source: RefSeq, a predicted model, not a curated record